Messenger RNA from Zygotorulaspora mrakii, 234 nucleotides. RefSeq names its product Dad4p (gene DAD4). Bases 1 to 234 code for a protein of 77 amino acids. The transcript has a single exon. The record is from RefSeq and is a predicted model, not a curated record. NCBI's taxonomy places the organism in Eukaryota, Fungi, Ascomycota, Saccharomycetes, Saccharomycetales, Saccharomycetaceae. Gene Ontology annotation, biological process: attachment of spindle microtubules to kinetochore. Gene Ontology annotation, cellular component: mitotic spindle; DASH complex.
AUGGUCUCAACCGCGAUGGAAAACCCGUAUGAACAAGUUCAAGUCAACAUUCUCUCAAGAAUAGUUGGAAACAUCGAAAAAUUAAACCAGAGCGUGACUACGCUCAAUCAAGAGCUAGAUAGCAUCAAUACGAAAAACCGCAACUUGGAGAUAAUGGGCCAAAUAUGCGAAAACUAUCACAAUAGUAUUCAGUUCAAUCUAAAUGCAACGGGCAACAGAAAGCCUCCUCUGUGA